Notodromas monacha is the source of this 950-nucleotide messenger RNA. NCBI's taxonomy places the organism in Eukaryota, Metazoa, Arthropoda, Ostracoda, Podocopida, Cyprididae. The record is from the annotation of a GenBank genome assembly.
AGAUUGUGGCUUGGGUUCCCAGGAUAAAUUAAACUUGAGAAUGUCGUUGAACACCGAUGUCGAAGCUCUGUAUCAACAGCUCAACGAAAAUUGGAGUAAAAGUCCUCCGAAUCUGCCAAAGUGCGGAGAAACCCUGAAAAAGUUGAAGAUCGCGCUCACCCAAUUGUCCUUCCUGCCGACAAAGAAGACGCUUUCACCCAUUUCUAAGAAGGAAUUACUCCUUGCGAGAAAUGUUCUCGAAAUUGGAGCUCAAUGGAGCAUAACUGAACGCAACCUUCCAUCCUUCGAAAGAUUCAUGGCACAACUGAAAUGUUAUUAUUAUGAUUACAAGAAUGAGCUGCCUCCAAGUGCUUUAAUGAAUGAAAUGCUUGGGCUCAAUUUGCUGUUUUUACUGAGCCAAAAUCGCCUUGCUGAGUUCCAUUCCGAAGUUGAGCUGCUUCCCCGGGACGAGAGUCAGAACAAUAUCUACUUGAAACACCCCAUCUCACUGGAACAAUAUCUCAUGGAGGGAUCGUAUAACAAGGUGUUCCUCGCCAAGGGAUACGUUCCCGCUCCAAGUUAUAACUUCUUCAUGGAUAUCUUGCUGGAUACCGUUCGGGGCGAGAUGGCAUCGUGCAUGCAGAAAGCGUAUUAUCAAAUAACUUUCGCUGAAGCGCAACGAAUGUUGAACAUAAAAGACGACGAUGCAAUGAAGAAGUUUGCGAAGCAGCUUAAUUGGACGACGAAGAAAGGAACACAUUUCUUUGACUUUAGCAAUGUCCACAAAGUCGACGAGUGCGGUACUGGACCUCUUCCGGCGCAUGAGCUUGCCAAAAUGGCGAUUGAAUAUGCAAAGGAACUAGAGAUGAUCGUUUGAAAACAGAGCAAGCGUUUAAUCUCCAAAAUCUCCCAUUUUCGGAAGAUAUAUGUGCUGUUUCGGUUUUGUCAUCAUAAAAUCAAUUAAAUUUCAA